AUGAGCAACAUUACGGAGCCAGUUGAUUCGAUAUUGGAAUUGUUGACUUGUCGCAACCCAACGGUUCAUCAUACUGGGCCGAAAAGCAAGACCAACACCAGAAACCCGCACUACCAUUUUCCCACGCAAGUUAAAGAAUGGGAAGAAUUUCAAGACUUUGAUGUGCUGGGGAAGGUCUUUGGGGGGGAACUACUAAAAGAGGCUCUGAAGGCAAGACAGCUCCACCCUCCCUACAUUCGUAAUAGGGACAAUAUCCGGCUCGAGAGUGACGAGCCCAAAGUUCGGCAAUUGAUUGAGAAAUGGAACCAGGAAGUUGUCAUGUCGGCGAUUGAUCCCAUAUGUGGCCGAUUCCACCCGGUACUUUGGGAUAAGGGGGAGCCUCCUGACGACGCUGAUUGCGAGUACGAAUCACCGGAGCCGCCAGAGAAGCAGCGAGAACAGCCAGGCCGAAAGUGUCUCCCAAAGCCUGCGCCGCGGCGUAAACACUCGUAUGCAAAUUUCAAGCCCGACUCUGGAUCCGUUUCGAGCAACCCAACAUCGGAAAAAGAUGCAAAGAAGGAGAAAUUCGUCAAGGAAUACAAAGUGGCAACCAAAUGGAAAAGCAGAUGGAUCCAUGAAAGGGGACUGGUCAACGAAUCUGGGAAAUGGAACAAGGAAAUGAGUCGCAAGAAUCCUGCCGGGCUGCCAGUCAUACAGACAUUCACCUAUUGCGUUCAGAAUAUGUGUCGUUACGGAUGCAUCCUCACCUGCGAAGAGGCAUUCAUCUUCCGAGUCAGGCCUAUCGCGGAAAGCUCCAUUUCGCAAAGCUCUGAUCCAGUGAGAGCCGAAUUAGCGAAAAAUGGCCUUCUGGAGUAUGUUUCUAUCCCUUGGGACACUAACUUCGAGAAAGAGCCCGAUGCAUGCGACACCUGGACCAUGAACCUGGCUUUGUGGUUCAUACACGUCUUAGCUGGUAACGAAGCGGGUGUGAAUUGGGUAUACCCUCGACUUGAAAUCGAGACUAACCUCAACUCAAUGCAAUUUGUAUCAGAGGAAGAGCCUCUUUCCGACGUCUCCCAAGUCUCCGAAGACGAAGUUUACGAGGAAAACCAACAUGAGCUUACCGCCAAUAAACUUGAAAAUCCCGUAGUCUAUGAAACCAGGGCAUUACCCAUGACUCCGGAACCAAGGGUAUUGACGAAGCGGAAAUGGGAAAUGAGUGGACGAUUAGAAUCAGAUACGGAGGAGAACACAGAAACGGAAGAGGAAGAGCAGGCUGAGACAGAUGACAGGUUUCUACAUUCGUUUGAUGCUAAACGCCGCUUCGUCCAGGUUUAG
Messenger RNA from Clonostachys byssicola, 1317 nucleotides. The record is from the annotation of a GenBank genome assembly. Lineage: Eukaryota; Fungi; Ascomycota; Sordariomycetes; Hypocreales; Bionectriaceae.